Drosophila suzukii is the source of this 584-nucleotide messenger RNA. RefSeq lists its product as uncharacterized. The record is from RefSeq and is a predicted model, not a curated record. NCBI's taxonomy places the organism in Eukaryota, Metazoa, Arthropoda, Insecta, Diptera, Drosophilidae.
CUCACUUUCCGGAUUCCCUGUACUCCAACCGGCAGCAACUCCCGUUUGUCCUAUCAGCCUGUUCCCGAGAGUAGUCGAGCCGUUCAAGGCUACCCUCCGAGCACAAGAUGUGCGCGUGUCCCUGUUCCGGACCACCUCAGACCAAAGCCCCCGCAUCGUGCCCAGCUCCAGGUCCGGGGGGAGGAGGCGGUGGUCGCGGAGGUGCUGCUGGUGGUCCUCCCCAGAAACGACAACCCUGUGGUCCCAAGCCUUGCGGCGGAACUAAGUGCACUAAAUGCGGGAAGGACGGCAAAGGUGGCCCUGGAGGCAAAGGCGGUCCCAGUGGCAGGGGCGGACCAGGCGGUGGCUCCGGUGGACCCUCGGGUCUAAGGGCGCCACCGAACAACAGAGGUCCCGCGGCCCUGGGAUUAGCUGCUCUGCUCUUUGCCAUCGGUGUCUUCGUUACAAUAAAACUGGGUAUUGUGGCCAAUGAAAUUGGAUGAACCCACACAGGACGGGAUUGGCCUAGUCUAGGAUCUCACUCAAGAUCAUAAAUUAGCAAAGGCGUUGCAUUGAUUUGGGGAGGGUACAAAUAAAAUUCCAAA